This is a messenger RNA of Pterocles gutturalis (yellow-throated sandgrouse), 1206 nucleotides long. RefSeq names its product glucosaminyl (N-acetyl) transferase 2, I-branching enzyme (I blood group) (gene GCNT2). The transcript is spliced from 3 exons. Gene Ontology annotation, biological process: transforming growth factor beta receptor signaling pathway. Gene Ontology annotation, molecular function: acetylglucosaminyltransferase activity. The record is from RefSeq and is a predicted model, not a curated record. Bases 1 to 1206 code for a protein of 401 amino acids. Gene Ontology annotation, cellular component: membrane. Lineage: Eukaryota; Metazoa; Chordata; Aves; Pterocliformes; Pteroclidae.
AUGAAUACACUCAGAUAUUGCUUCUUCGCUGUACUGAUUCUCAGUGUUUCACUUCCAUUUGUUUUCUAUGCUGUUAAUUUAAAUGCACAAGAAUCUCUUAGGAGGCUGAACUUCUCGGUGAGUUCAACUUUAGCAGAAGCCUGUAAAGCACUUCUUGAAGACAAGGCAUCCUUUCUGAAGGAGAACACUUUAAAAACAUCUUUUGGAGAAUCCAGUUGCCCGGAGUACAUCACGCAGAACCACUACAUCACCCGCGCCCUCUCGGCCGAGGAGGCUGCCUUCCCCAUCGCCUACAUCAUGACCCUGCACAAGGAGUUUGAGACCUUCGAGCGGCUCUUCAGAGCGGUCUAUAUGCCCCAAAAUGUCUACUGCAUCCACGUGGAUGCCAAGGCGCCGGCCCCAUUCCAGCGGGCGGUGCAGCGCCUGGUGGGCUGCUUCCCCAACGCCUUCCUCGCCUCCCGGGCGGAGCGGGUGGUCUAUGGUGGCGCCCCCCGCCUGCGGGCCGACCUCCACUGCAUGAGAGACCUGCUGGGCUCGGCCGUGCCCUGGCGCUACCUGCUCAACACCUGCGGUCAGGACUUCCCCUUGAAGACAAACCGGGAGAUCGUCCGGCUGCUGAAGGGUCUUGGGGGGAAGAACAUCACCCCCGGGGUGCUGCCACCUCCCCACAUCACCACACGCACCAAAUACGUGCACAGGGAGCAAUUAUACUCUUUCUUUUCUUUCAUGCUGCGGACAUUUGUGCGCAAAGCACCUCCGCCACACAACCUGACCAUCUUCUUUGGCUCCGCAUACGUGGCCAUCGCCCGGCCUUUUGCUGAGUUUGUGCUGCGGGACCAGCGUGCCAUUGACCUGCUGGCCUGGUCCGAGGACACCUACAGCCCUGACGAGCACUUCUGGGUGACGCUCAACAGGAUUCCGGGUGUCCCAGGGUCCAUGCCUAAUGCAUCAUGGGAAGGUGACCUGAAAGCAGUGAAGUGGAUUGAUAUGGAAGAGAGCCAUGGAGGUUGUCAUGGCCAUUAUGUCAGAGGCAUUUGUGUAUAUGGAACAGGUGAUCUCAAGUGGCUUUUCAACUCCACCUGUAUGUUUGCAAAUAAGUUUGAGCUCAAUACAUACCCUCUGACGGUGGAGUGCCUGGAGCUGAGACAUCGGCAGAGAACCUUGUCCCAGAGUGAGGUUCAGGUAGAACCCAGUUGGUAUUUUUAG